AUGAACCCCGAUGCGAGUUUGAUUACUGCGCUCGUAGAGCGGUGGCGACCCGAGACGUCGACCUUCCAUCUACCGUGUGGUGAGGUCACGAUCACGUUAGAGGACGUUGUUACACUGUCCGGUUUGGCGAUCGACGGUGAUGCCGUCGUAGUUGAUAUACCGGAUGAGGAGUGGUCGGCGAUCUGUUUGAGACUGUUAGGACGGGUUCCGGUUGAUCUUGUAGGCGGGGUCGCUGUUGUUAGGAUUGUUUGGCUGAGGGUUGAAUUCAGUCAUCUGCCGGAAGAUGCAUCACAGGAGGUUAUAGAGCAGUUUGCACGAGCUUAUGCUCUAUCUCUGAUUGGAGGUGUACUUUUCCCGGAUCGGUCUGGAUCUACGGUGCACCUACAGUAG
This is a messenger RNA of Linum tenue, 390 nucleotides long. The record is from the annotation of a GenBank genome assembly. Lineage: Eukaryota; Viridiplantae; Streptophyta; Magnoliopsida; Malpighiales; Linaceae.